AUGGCCACCGGGCAUCCCGUCCAAGAGCUCUGCGAGGAAGUCACUUGUCCCAUCUGCCUGGAGCAUUUCCAGGAUCCCACGAUUAUUGCCGAGUGCGGCCACAAUUUCUGCCGAGCCUGCCUGACCCAGAGCUGGGGGGAGGCGGUGGCAGAGGCUCCCUGCCCUGUGUGCAAGCAGACCGUCCAGACCAAGAGCCUCCGGCCGAAUCGGCAGCUGGCCAACGUGGUCGAAAUAGCCAAGAAACUCAGUCUGCAGGAGAGAAACGGGGGAGCAGCAAAGAAGGAAGAAGCCAAGGAGAGGAUUUGUGCCAAACACCGCGAACCCCUGAAACUUUUCUGCCAAACGGAUGGCAUCCUCAUCUGCACGGUCUGUGACAGAUCCAAGCAGCACAAACACCACGACGUCGUUCCUGCCGAGGAAGCUUCCCAGGAGUACAAGGAUAAGAUCUUCAACUGUCUGGAGACUUUGAGGACUGAAAAAGAGAAAAUUCAGGUGUAUUUAGCAGAUGCUGAAGAUGAAAGCCAAGAAAUGCUUAAAAUAAUGGAAUCAGAGAGGCAAAAGACAGUGGCUGAGUUCAGAACACUACACCAGUUGCUGAGAGAACAAGAAAACCGUCUGCUGGCCCAGAUAGGCGAGGUGGAGAAGGAGAUAGCCAGGAAAAGGGACGAGCACCUGGCCAAACUCUCUGAAAAGCUGUCCUCUUUCGAAAGCCUCAUCCGGGAGAUGGAGGAGAAGCAUCAGAAGCCAAUGAGUGAACUCCUGCAGGAUGUCAGAAGCAUCCUGCAGAGGUGUGAGAAGAAGGAGAACUUUGGGAAUCCAGAGGCUUUCCCUUCUGAACUGAAAUGGAGGCUCCAGGGCUGCUGUGAAAUCGGUCCCUUCCUGGCGGGUGUCAUAAAGCAAUUCAAAGACAUUAUGGUUUGUGAACUUCAGAUGCAAAAAGCAAAUGUGACUCUGGAGCCAAGCGGAACUAAUACCAAACUCAUCCUGUCUGAGGAUCGAAGAAGCAUAAAGUGCCGAAGUGAAGCUCAAGACCUUUAUUCCCACAUGCCGGGCAGUGAAAGAUUCACAGCAGGCUGCCAUUUCUGGGAAGUCAUUGUGGGAAGCGAGGAAGGCUGGAUUGUGGGGGUGGCCAGAGAGUCUGUGAAAGGGAGGUUCACCAUUACUCCUGAGGAAGGGAUCUGGGCCGUGGGGAGGAGUGGGGACCAGUUCAGGGCUUUCACAAAGGGCAUUUACCUUCCCCUGGCACUCAGUGGGGAGCUCAAGAGGAUCCGAGUCUCUCUCAACUACAAUGGGGGUGAAGUGGCCUUUUUCGAUGCCGACAGAGCAGCCCUUCUCUACAGGUUCUCUGGAGUCUCCUUCUCUGGAGACACCCUCUGUCCCUUCUUUGCUGUGUGCCAUAAAGGCUACAUCAGAGUCUGUCCUUAA
This is a messenger RNA of Euleptes europaea (tarantolino), 1425 nucleotides long. RefSeq names its product E3 ubiquitin-protein ligase TRIM7-like. The transcript is spliced from 7 exons. Bases 1 to 1425 code for a protein of 474 amino acids. Lineage: Eukaryota; Metazoa; Chordata; Lepidosauria; Squamata; Sphaerodactylidae. Gene Ontology annotation, molecular function: zinc ion binding; protein binding. The record is from RefSeq and is a predicted model, not a curated record.